AUGGCUGACCACUCCCUUGAUGCUGUUGCCCAGCUGGGUACAAGUCUCGCGAGUAAACUCAACUUGCACUCUGAAGGAUGUCGCAAGUCUCGCCAGCGACUCCCAAAGCUUGUGUCUCUGAUCAACUCAACUGCUUCGACCAUUCGUCAGAUUCAUGAUCUGAUCCAGCAGAACGACAAGGUCUUCACCGAAGCAUGUGUGAAGGACAUCAACUUGUUUGCUGCCAAAUGCAGGGCUAUCUAUGUUGGAGUUCUAACCCUUAUCGCUAAGAAGACACAAAGCGUCAGUGGAGACAAAGAUAUAAAGACUGUGUCGGCUGAGCAGAUUGAGGAGCUCUUGGCCUGCCUUGCCAACAUGAGUGUUUGGCGAACCGAGGCUUGGAACUGGCUGGAGCCGCGAUUCAAGAUUUGCCAGCAGGAGUUGAAGCAAGUCAAGUUCGAGCUUGUCCUGCGUUAUCUCCUUGGCAGUAUCGCUCGGCUUCAGAUGGAGCGCGUGAUGUACUACAAGUCUUACAACCGAAGACGAGCUGCUUACAACAAGGCACCUUCACCAAAGCCCUCAUUCGACGACGUCAGAAGUGUUUAUUCAACGUCAACGACAAGUACCGCUGUCCUUCCUCCCCGCGUGACAGUGAUCGACGGAGACAGCAUUGAUGAGAAGGCCAAGACUGAAACUGUCGAAACUGAGAAAGAGUCUUCAGAAGUUACCGUUGAGAACACUAUCGAGAAAAAGGAGCCUGACAACUCGUCUCGAAACUGGUUUCAACGUCUCUUCUCUUCUAGUCCCAAAGAGGAUUGGAAGAAUGAAGACAUCAUGGCUUUCGUCCUUGACAUGAGCCACGCAAACAAACUCAUCACGAGACUCGAGCUAGACGACAAGGAACUCAAAGCCAACCUCUCCAAACUAACCUCGAGUCGUCUGUUCAAACGUCGCCCUAAUCUUGUCGAGCAAUACUCAACACUCGAUCAGAGUGUUCGCCAGGAUGUCGACAAUGCCAUCAUUGUCGCAAAGCGCAAGAGCACCCGUGAGAUGACUCUUGUCGCCAUGAUCGCCAAGAAGUCAGACUCGCAGAAGGCAGCUGACAAAGGGUCUGGCUUCCAUUAUGCUCCUGAUCUCAAUGUUACUCUCUACUUCAAGCUGGGUGCUGAGUUUGAACCGAUCUAUCUGGAUGAUGGAGAUAGAAGGCUUGAGUUGCCUUACACAUCUUGUGCCACUUACAAGAUGAUGAGAGAUCUCAUGACUCAAACCAACUGGGCCCCCGGCAUUGCUCAUCAGGUCAUGGCUGGUCGCUACGAUCUCUGCACCCAAGAUGGUCUAGCGGUCAUGCUUGGAACCUGGGACUCAGUCCGUCGUCCCGGCAUGACACUGACCCUCAAGAUGUGGCCACCUCCAGUUCCACCUGGUCCACCUCGGCCCAGAAUGUAUCCACCCCCGCCGCCCAUGGGCUACGUUCCGCCGGUUAAGAAGUAUCGCGAAGAGAUGAAGGAGACCUAUCGUGAGAUGGUCGAGUUGCUCGGCCUCUCGGAAGAGUGUGUCCCGGACCAGGAGACUGUCAAGUCUGGACUGGGGGAUCUUCUGCGUCUGUGGACUGAUGCUAUUGAUCCCCAUACAGAGGAUUGUUCGGACUGUGCAUCGUUCAUGAUGAGCUAUAGCUCUUCCAGCUCUGAGUACAGCGACUGA
Fusarium musae is the source of this 1680-nucleotide messenger RNA. RefSeq lists its product as uncharacterized. The coding region runs from base 1 to 1680 and encodes 559 amino acids. The transcript has 4 exons. NCBI's taxonomy places the organism in Eukaryota, Fungi, Ascomycota, Sordariomycetes, Hypocreales, Nectriaceae. The record is from RefSeq and is a predicted model, not a curated record.